GCCAUUCUUUUUUUUCUUGUUCCGUCUAGUGUUUGUUUGUCUCGGAGGGGUUUCCCGUGUGUUGGAUGUUUAUUCAUGCGGUUCUGCCGUGUUUCUCUGAAGUCUUUACCUCUGUAAUGGUGCUGCUGGAGAAGUGCGCUUCCACGUAACGCUCCACCCAUCUCUCCACCUAUCACAUAUUUAUUUAAGAUUAGAAACACCUUCUGCUGGUCUCAAACUGGGUCGGCUUUGACAGUGAAGUCAAACUGUGCAUAUAGCAAGACAUGAACUUAGAUGGAGACUGCAGCAUGUCAGUCAGUUGUGGGAAUGGCAAACUUAGGCAAUGGCUCAUCGAUCAGAUUGAUAGCGGGGAGUAUCCCGGUUUGGUUUGGGAAAAUGAUGAGAAAAGCAUUUUUAGAAUUCCCUGGAAACACGCAGGGAAGCAGGACUAUAACCGCGACGAGGACGCUGCACUUUUCAAGGCUUGGGCCCUGUUCAAGGGGAAAUACAAAGAAGGCUUCGACAAGCCUGACCCCCCAACAUGGAAGACGCGGCUACGCUGUGCCCUCAACAAAAGUAAUGACUUUGAUGAACUCGUGGAGCGAAGCCAGUUGGACAUAUCGGAUCCUUACAAGGUCUACCGAAUAAUACCAGAGGGAGCAAAGAGAGGCUCUAAGGCCAGUAAUUUGGAAGACAGUACAGCACAGGUGACCUCAAUCAGCUAUCCCAUGCAUUCGCCUUAUCCAUCCCUACAGCCUCAGAUGUCUGGAUAUAUGCUCCCUCAGGAGAGACGUGAUUGGAGGGAAUAUAAUGGCGACCAGUCUCAUCCCCAGACACCUCAUGCCGAGCUUCCAUACGGCCAGUGUCCCUAUCCACCAACACGUUCCUUACCCUGGCAUGCGGCACCCUGUGACAACGGAUACCAGUUUUCUGGAUCCUUCUAUACCUACUCACCUACAGAAAGCCAUCCUGUUGCUGUGGACCCCAAUAUGAGAUCUGCUGAAGCUGUGGCCAUUUCAGACUGUCGACUACACAUCUCCCUCUAUUACCGCGAGUCUCUUGUUAAGGAAGUGACCACCAGCAGUACUGAGGGUUGUCGAAUCUCUUCCUCUCCAUCCCCUGGAUCCCCCGCGUCCCCAUCUUCUCCCUCCCCUGAGGAGAGACUCUAUGGUGGGGCAGAGCCUGUGCUCUUUCCCUUCCCAUACCCCCAGUCUCAGCGCCGCGGGGCUGAGAAACUGCCCAAUAUCUUGGAGCGUGGCCUUUUGUUGUGGGUUGCACCCGACGGUCUGUAUGCCAAGCGCCUGUGCCAAGGGAGAGUGUACUGGGAAGGUCCACUGGCUCCAUAUGCAGACAAGCCGAACAAGCUGGAGAAAGAGCAGACCUGUAAGCUGAUGGACACCCAACAGUUUCUCUCAGAGUUGCAAGGUUUCAUUCACCAUGGCCGCCCCAUGCCACGCUCUCAGGUGGUGUUGUGCUUUGGGGAUGAGUUCCCGGACCCCCAACGGCAAAGCAAAAUGAUCACAGCUCAGGUGGAGCCCAUGUUUGCGAGACAGCUUCUGUAUUUUGCAGGCCAGACUAACGGUCACUACCUGCGCGGAUAUGAGCUCCAGAGUCCAGGUGCUAUACCAGAGGACUACCAGAGAAGUCUCCAACACUUGCAAGAGUAAGCUUAUUCUAAUAAUAACGACUCCUGAGAUACUCCCCCGAGAGUCAUAAACCAGCAGUGCAUAUCUCCUCUGCAAGAAACCUCUUGGUCAACAGCCAUAGGAGACCAACAAUUUCAAAAUGGAGGACCAUUGACUUGAAAGAAAUUGUAUUGCAAUUGCCUGACCAAGUGUCUAGAAGCCACAAUUCUAAACGAAAGAAAAGCCAGCACUUCACACAAACAAUGAUGAAACCGUGUUACCCACAGUCAUUGUGGUAUAAAAUGUAAAAAUGAACGUUCAUCAAAAAGCAAAUGAAGGAACAACAGGGUUCAUAAGUCUGAGACCACAAUACAUGUUUGUUAUUCCUUUAUUUUAUAUCACAUUAAAUACGGAAAUAUUCCGGCUUUGAAAAACUGGAUCAAAGAAUAUAUCUGAUGUAUUUAAGAUUAGGGACUCAACUAGAAAUAUUUUCAUUUGUGGUCUCACAGUUUUGCAAGCCUCCUUUUUUCAAAUGUUUCAUUUGAGCAUUCAAGAAACAACAACUAUUUUUUUAUAAAAUAAAUCAUGAAAAAAGUUCAUAAAAAGUUAUAGAUUUUCCUUUACUAUGUUCUAUGUUCUUCUGAUCAGAUAACAGAAUUGACUAUAUUUUCUAUGUAAAUUCGGCUAUGUGACUAUUUAUACUGCAUGCAUGUAGAUAUCUAUAUGCAGAGCCGAAUGUAAUGUAUAGGUGUAUAGAUAUCUUGAAUGUAAUCAAAUUAUUUCUCUGAAUGGCAUGUGACAAGAAAUUAUAUAGUGCUAAAUACUAAGAAACAGUUUGUGGGUGUGUAUGUGUGAUUGUUAUCUGCAUGUGAGUAAGGAUCUCAAGUCAAUAAUGUUAUCAUAGCAAAAUCUUGUUUUCCUCAGUGUGUAUGUGUAUGUGUGUGUGUGUGUGUGUGUGUAUGUGCGCAUUUGCACGUGAGCAUAUGCUGAGUGCUGAUGGGAUGCAGGUUACUGCCCACAAACUGUGCUGAUAAUGUUAGAUGUGUGAAUGAAGCAUAGAGAAGACCUCCCACAUGCUUUCUUAUUUUCGGCAUCUUUCUGUCUUUUUCAUUUGACUCCGUUUCUCUGGUUGUAUUUUUUUUAUGUUUUUUCUAAAGUUAAAUAAAGAAAAUUUUCUUCCAGA
This is a messenger RNA of Triplophysa dalaica, 2787 nucleotides long. RefSeq names its product interferon regulatory factor 4a (gene irf4a). The transcript has 9 exons. The record is from RefSeq and is a predicted model, not a curated record. Gene Ontology annotation, cellular component: nucleus. NCBI's taxonomy places the organism in Eukaryota, Metazoa, Chordata, Actinopteri, Cypriniformes, Nemacheilidae. The coding region runs from base 264 to 1646 and encodes 460 amino acids. Gene Ontology annotation, biological process: immune system process; regulation of transcription by RNA polymerase II. Gene Ontology annotation, molecular function: RNA polymerase II cis-regulatory region sequence-specific DNA binding; DNA-binding transcription factor activity, RNA polymerase II-specific; protein binding.